AGGGAUAUGCUGCAGAAGGAUAAUCUGCUUGUACAGAGGACAGCAAACCUAGAGCAUUUGGAGCAUGAAAAUACAUCCUUAAGAUCACAGAUCACUUCCUACAUAAGAGAACUGGAAAUCACUAAAGAAAAACUGAACACGCUUGAACAAGCCUGGGAACACAUAGGUACACUGGGAGGUAAUGCUACAAUUGACAAAGCUGCCAAAGCGAUAACCAAUAAUGAAAUAAUGUCUAUUUCCAAAAAAAUUACAAUGCUGGAAAUGAAAGAGUUAAAUGAAAGACAAAGAGCAGAGCAUUCCCAGAAGAUGUAUGAGCACUUGAGGACUACCUUAAAACAAGUGGAGGAACGUAACUUUGAACUAGAGUUCAAGUUUGCUGAGCUUACUAAAAUUAAUCUUGAGGCACAAAAAGUUGAGCAAGCACUGAGGGAUGAACUUGCAAACAGUGUGAGCAAAGCAGUGUAUGAAGCAGAUCGCAGAAGAAUACUAGAGCUGGAAAAGAGUGAAGCAGAACUCAAGGUUGAAGGUUCCAAACUACGCAGCCUUUCUGAUAUUGCCAAAGCACAAAUCUCCACACUAGUUAACCGACAGCAGUCAAGAGAAAAGGAGGUGGAGUCUCUGCGGAAACAAGUCUUGGAUUUCCAGGAUCAGAGUGAUGAGAAAGCACUGAUUGCAAAAUUACACCAGCAGAUUGUAGCUCUUCAAGUCAGUGAAGCAACUGCUGUAGCAAAGUUGGAAGCAACAACCACCAAACUGCACAAAUUAGAAGCCUACAGUUUGCGUUUGGAACAGAAGAUUGAUGAUAAAGAGCAGGCAUUAUAUUAUGCCCGGUUAGAAGGCAGAAACCGAGCCAAGCACCUUUGCCACACCAUUCAGACACUGAGAAGGCAGUUCAGUGGUGCACUUCCAUUAGCCCAACAGGAGAAAUUCUCCAAGACAAUGAUGGAGCUGCAGAGUGACAAGAUGAAGAUUGGUAAUGAAAUGCAGCUUGUACAGCAAGACCGGCGGGAUACUGAGACUCGUGCCUUAGAGCUAGAGCUAAAGCUGAAGGGCUUGGAAGAGCUUAUUGCCACCCUUAAAGAUGCUAGAGGAGCUCAGAAGGUUACAGAAUGGCACAAGAAAAUGGAGGAAGUGCGGCUGCAGGACCUAAAACUAACUCGUGAGUUAAAUCAGAAGAAAGAAGAAAUGAAAUAUUUGAAAAAUGUUAUCUCUGAACAAGAGCGAACAAUUACCAAUCUGGAGGAAGAACUUGUCCAGCAAGGCAAAUUUCACGAAGAAGGUCAAAUGGCCUGGGAUCAAAGAGAGGUGGAACUGGAGCGUCAGCUGGAUAUGUAUGAGCAGCAACAACAUGAAGUGCUUACCACUGCACGGAAGUUUGAGGAAGCUACAGGAGUUGUGCCUGAUUCAAGUCUACCCCUACCGCAACAACUUGACAUGGCGCUUCACAAAAUAAAACAGCAUGUGCGCACCAUCCUGGAAACCAAAACAGUAUGCCAAACAUUACAAGAGAAACUUAAAGAAAAAGAAGCUGUCCUCUGGACUGCCGAACAAAAUGUUUUGAGUCGUGACAAAGUGAUAAAUGAACUGAGAUUGCGAAUACCUGCAGUCAUAGACAGAGAGAAGCUGCUAUCCGAGUUUAACCAAAAAGAAGAGGAAUCCGAGAUGCGCCAGGCCUUAAAAGUUUCUCAUCAAACAAUUGAAAAUAUGCAAGCUCGACUUAAUCAAAAAGAAGAAGUUGUUAAGAAAUAUCAACAUCUUUUAUCAAAAGCACGAGAGGAACAACAAGAGAAAGUGAAAAAGCAUGCAGAGGAUCUUAAAGCGCUACAUCAGAAGUUGGAUGUACAUUCAGAUGCCUCACUUAGCAAAUUUAAGGAGGCUGCUCUGGAACUUGUGAAGAGACCCACUCUGGAAGUCCCAUCUACAGCUCACUUACUGCGCUUAGCUGACAUGGAGCAGACGGUGGCUGAACAAGACAACUCACUGUCUGCCCUCUCCAGCAAACUGAAAAGUGCCACCGUAGAAACUGGAGCACCAGAAGCAGAUACAUCUGGCUAAAAUGAGUGAACUGGAAAACCAUAAAGCCAGGCUUGAAGAGAAUUACAUUAUGGAGAUCAAAAAACAUAAGAGUGAAGCUGAGGUUCUAGGAGCACGAGUGUCUGAGAUGGAAAAGGAAAUUAAUUACUUGAAUACUGAACUUGAAGCCCAAAAAGAGGCAAACACCAGAGCUCCAACUGCAACAAUGAAGAAUCUUGUGGAACGCUUGAAGAGCCAAGUAUCCCACAAGGAAAAACAGCAGAAGGCUUUAAGCAAAGCCCUGCUGGCUCUUCGGGCAGAAAUGACUGCUCAUGCUGAACAGCAGAUUAUUUCCGCUGCAGCACAAAAGGAAGAAAAUUUAAACAUUCAGCAGAUUGUUGACAGACAGACCAAAGAUUUAAAGGCACGGAUUGAAGAUUUAAAUGAGCUACAACUAAAGCUUAAAGAGGCCCUAAAAAACUAGCAAGGCUAGAGAGAAUAACCUCACCGAAGACCUUGAAAACCUAAACCAAGAGUUGCGAACAAAGCAGAAAACCCUUAAUAAGCUGCAGAAGGAAAAAGAUGAAGUAGAUAAGGAAAACGAGGAACUGAAAAAAAAGAGUGAAACGUUUGAUGAACAGCAUACAGAGCAAGUCCGAUCUGGACAGUAAACAGAGCAUGAUAGAUGAGCUUCAGAAGAAAACUAAAAAGCUUGAACUGGAGUUGGAGAAGAAAAGUGAAGAAGCUGAAAGAAAACCUGCACGAGAAGAUAAGGGCUCUAAAGAAGAGAUAAUUAGGUGGGAAGAAGGCAAAAAGUGGCAAUCUAAAUUAGAAGGAAUGCGCAGCAAACUACGUGAUAAAGAAAAAGAAGCAGAGUCUCUGACAAAACAGCUGACAACCCUGAAAGAGCUAUAUUCCAAAGCUGACCAGGAAAAAUUAAUACUGCAAAAGAAACUGAAAUCUCGUGGGGUUACUGUGGAUCAAGUAGUUGGGGCCAGAACAGUAGAAUCUGAAAGAGAGAUUGAAGAACUCAGAAAAAAAAAUAA
Molecule: messenger RNA, 3059 nt
Organism: Staurois parvus
Lineage: Eukaryota; Metazoa; Chordata; Amphibia; Anura; Ranidae
Source: the annotation of a GenBank genome assembly